Messenger RNA from Papilio machaon (common yellow swallowtail), 5493 nucleotides. RefSeq lists its product as uncharacterized. The coding region runs from base 1 to 5493 and encodes 1830 amino acids. The record is from RefSeq and is a predicted model, not a curated record. Lineage: Eukaryota; Metazoa; Arthropoda; Insecta; Lepidoptera; Papilionidae. Gene Ontology annotation, molecular function: zinc ion binding; catalytic activity; nucleic acid binding. The transcript has 6 exons.
AUGGCAAGCUUUAAGAGAAUAUUACCCCAGGAGGGUACCGCUGGUCCAUCCAGUGGGGAAUCCCUCCCAGAGGUCAUACUGACCAAUAAGGUCAGCAUGACCUCUGGCCGGCCGUCGUAUUCUGGGGGGCCAAAAGACUGCCUUGGAUACACCACGACCACGGCGAGAACUACGGUAAACGAGCAUGCAAGCGAUUUGGACAAGACGACAGGAAGGGGACAGGAAGUCCAGGAAGGAGGAAGCGGCGAGGCCGGGAUAGAUCUCGACACGGAGCUGAUGCUAAGCGAGGACUCGGUGUCAGCGUCGAUGUCCGAGGGAAGCCGAAGGGCCAACCCUAUGACUAGGAAGCGGAGAGGCAGACCGCCCACCAGCCGCACAUAUGCGGGACUGGCGAAGGCGAAGCAUCUGCUAGUCGAAGCGGAACAGCGCGAGGAGGAGCAAAGCCGGGCGGAGGCAGAGGUAGUUGCUGCACGAGCCAAAGCCCGAGCCCAUAAGCUCUCCGAGAUGCUGUCUGACGAGGAGGACGAGGGGUUCCAGGCGGCGGGUUCCCUCGGUAAAAUUAUUAAAGAAAACGUCGAGGUCAUCCGGAAAGUGGCCUCCACUUCUAAAAACUUGAAGGGAGGUUAUGUGAAGGCCCUCAGGGAUGCGGCUGAGGUAAUAACAAAGUCGACAAAAGUCCUGCAAAGCCGAUGCGUUACUGAAGAGACGAAGGGUCUGCAGGCGGCUAACGCCCGACUUCAAGCCGAGGUAGCCCAGUUGCGAAAGGAGGUGGCCGACAUGAAGGAGCGCCUCCUCACGCCAAAAGAGAGGACGGAACCACCACAACAUACGGAUAACGAGGAACUCAUCCGCACCAUUUUAUGUCAGGUGGGCAAUAUGGUGAAUGCCAGAUUCGAGGCCCUCGAAGAUCGGCUUCUUCCGGAGAAGCGAAUCCGUCCACCGCUUGCGGCGGAUAGUAGGCCCGAGUCGGUGGUCCACCGCGCUCGGGAAGUCGCAAGACAAGAAAAGAGUGGACCAGCGCCGGGUAAAGCCUCGGGCAAAGCCCAGGCCAAAGCCUCGGGCAAUGCCUCAGGCAAAGCUCCGACUAAAUCCCCCAAGGGCAAGACGACGGAACCUCAAGCCCGGCCACAGCCACCGGCGGCAGAGCAUGCAGCACCACAGCAGCCUGCGGAACUGCCUUGGAAUGAGGUAGUGAAGAAAGGGCUGAAUAGAAAGAGGAAGGAACGGCCUCGAGUCUUCACCAACUCCGAAAGGAGGAGAGGGCCAAGACCGCCAGCGGUUAACGUACCGAAAACCGCCGCAGUGGUCGUAACAAUUACACCGGAGGGAUUCGCAAGCGGCCUCACAUAUGACACGGUCAUUGCGGAGGCCAAAGCGAAAAUAAAGCUACAGGAUGUGGGAAUAACGACAGGGGUACGUUUUCGUGUGUGCGCCACAGGAGCGCGAAGGUUCGAAGUGGUAGGCACAGAGAACGGCCCCCAAGCCGACGCGCUGGCGGCCAGAUUAUCACAAAUCUUUGACGGGGGGCUGGUCCGCGUUUCCAGGCCGGCCAAAACAACAGAGAUCAGAAUAUCUGGCCUUGACGACUCCAUGACCGUGGAGGAGGUGUUGGCUGCGGUAGCCCAAACAGGGGACUGCGCCAAGGAAAACCUCAGGUGUAGUGGAGUGGUUAGGGAUAGAUUUGGUGUCGGGCAUGCCUGGGUCGAGUGCCCAGUCGCAACAGCUAAGCAGGUCGUCGCAGCUGGCCGCCUGACCAUGUCCUGGGUAACGGCAAACGUCAGGCUCCUAGAACCGAAACCGCUGCGCUGUUAUCGGUGCCUCCAAAAGGGGCACGUAAGAGCGCAGUGUAACUCAGACGUGGACAGGAGCAAUCAGUGCUUCAGAUGCGGGGCAGAGGGGCAUAAAUUUAAAGAAUGUACCUCGAAUCCGCACUGCACCGUAUGCGCUGCGGCUAAAAAACCUGCCGAUCACAGGGUAGGAGGGAAGGGAUGCUCUACUCCAGCCCCCAAAAUCACCCGAGGGAUCCCAACACGGCCACCACCACCAGCACACCAGGAGCCAGCAGAAGCUAAUAUAAAUCACUGCUUACGAGCGCAAGACCUGCUCUUGCAGAGUGUGGCGGAGUGGUCGGUGCAGGUAGCAGUGGUCUCCGAACCCUACCUCAUUCCCAACAGGGAUGAGUGGGUGGGGGAUGUGGAAGAGGUUGUGGCACUUUUCGUGCCUCGGUCCUCGAGUUCCCUGUCAAUCGAUGGGGUGCAAAAGGGCCGCGGCUACGUGGGUGCCACAAUAGGAGGUACCUUGGUUGUAGGCGUCUACUGCGCGCCGAGCAAAAGUCUCCCCGAGUUUGAACACCUACUCGACCAGGUUGGAGCCCUUGUACGCAGAGGUCGUCCCAGUUCUGUGCUGGUGAUGGGCGACUUUAAUGCGAGAAGCUCCGUCUGGGGUGACACUGUCACAAGUCCUCGGGGCGCAGUACUAGAGGAGUGGGCCUUAACCUUGGGACUUGGCCUCCUAAACCGGGGCUCAAGACCCACAUGCGUUCGGCCACAGGGUAAAUCAAUCGUCGACUUGUCGUUCGCAAGCCCUGCGACGGCAAGACGGGUGUACGGAUGGGAGGUAGUGGAAGGGGUAGAGUCGCUAUCAGACCACCACUACAUCCGCUUCACUCUAUUGGAGACACCAACGGUCCCAGCUCACCAGGGACCGGAGUCGCCCCAUCGUGACACUCCACGGUGGGUGGUGAGGCGACUCAACCCAGACUUGCUCAGAGAAGCCGCACAGGUGGAAACGUGGUCACCUGGAAUGAGCAUACCGGACGUGGACCAAAGGGCUGCCGCGCUGCGCGCAUCAAUGUCUCGCGUUUGCGACUGUUCGAUGCCGCGGCAAGGCCCUAUUCCCAAGAAACGCCAAGUGUACUGGUGGUCCGCAGAGAUCGCAGAGUUGCGUGUGGUGAGCGUAUCUGCGAGACGCCAGUACCAGAGAUACCGGCGAAGACGUCACAGAGACCCGACCACGGAGGCGAGGUUGCAGAGUACCUACAGAGACGCGAGGCGAAAUCUGUGCCGAGCGAUCUCCGAGGCAAAAGAUAGGGCGCGAGAGGAGAUGAUAGAAUCCCUCAAUCAGGAUCCGUGGGGCCGCCCCUAUCUUUUAGUGCGAGGGAAAUUAAGGCAAAGGACACCGCCUCUGACACGGAGCCUCCAGCCCCACCUGGUGCAGGAAGUAGUGACGACACUAUUUCCGUGCAGAGAGGCGCAUACACCGCCGUUCAGGAUACCGAGGAAUGAAAAUCCUGACACUGUAGAGGAUGUCCCACCUAUUACCUCCGGUGAAUUCGGGGCUGCAAUCCGCCGGCUACGUGCCAAAAGGACGGCCCCGGGCCCAGACGGCAUACCGGGCCGCGCCUGGGCGUUGGCCGCGGACGCGUAUGAGGAUACAAUGGUCGCGCUCAUGAACGAGUGCCUCGCUAGUGGUCGCUUUCCCCUGCUGUGGAAGAUUGGCAUCUUGGUCCUGCUGAAAAAGGAGGGCCGAUCGCCUGAUUCCCCAGCAGGGUACCGCCCGAUUAUUCUUCUCGACGAAGUGGCGAAAAUAUUCGAAAGAAUCAUCGCGAACCGUCUGCAGAAGCAUUUGGUGACGGUCGGCCCAGACCUAAAUGCCAAUCAGUUUGGCUUCAGGAGCGGCCGAUCCACCAUCAAUGCAAUAUUGAGGGUCAAAAGGAUAGCGGAGGAGGCCGUAGCUCGGGGUGAGGUUGUUCUCGCGGUGUCCUUGGACAUCGCGAACGCGUUUAACACCUUGCCCUGGAGCGUUAUCAUGGAGGCGCUCCGUUAUCACCAAGUACCCGAGUACCUUUGCCGGAUAUUGAGGGACUAUCUGUCAGACAGGUCGAUCUCAUACCAGAGCCGGAACGGGUGGCGUUCACACACGGUCACCUGUGGGGUUCCGCAGGGCUCGGUCCUCGGCCCCCUAUUGUGGAACGUGGGAUACGACUGGGUCCUGCGGGGCUCCUUAAUCCGAGGGGUAGAGGUAACCUGUUACGCAGAUGACACGUUGGUGACGGCACGAGCACCCACACACUGGGAGAGUGCGAGGGUCGGCACGGCAGGAGUGGCCCAAGUUGUCAGCCGAAUUCGGGCCCUGGGCCUGGAGGUGGCCCUUCACAAAUCAGAGGCCUUAUACUUUCAUGGUCCUCGAAGGAAACCCCCUCCAGGAUCUCAAAUAACAGUCGGAGGAGUGAACAUUAAAGUGGAGUCCCACAUGAAGUACCUGGGUCUCAUGCUGGACGGACGGUGGUCCUUUGAGGGCCACUUCCGGACACUGGGUCCCAAACUUCUACGCACAGCCGCUGCGCUCGGCAGCCUGCUGCCGAACAUCGGUGGCCCGAGGGCGGCGUGCCGGCGGCUUUUUCUAGGAGUGGUAAGCUCGAUGGCGCUCUACGGUGCUCCAGUAUGGAGCGGCGCCUUGAGUAAGCGCACGGUAGAUAUUCUGCAUAGGCCUCAGAGAUCCUUGGCCAUCAGAGUUAUAAGAGGAUACCGCACCAUCUCAUUUGAGGCGGCUUGCGCCCUGGCAGGUUCUCCGCCAUGGGUACUGCAGGCGGAAGUGCUCGCGGCGGUCCACUCGUGGCGCGAGCGUAGAACCCUUGUCGGCGGUGCUCCACCACCAAGGGUAGAAGUUGACAGAUAUCGCGACGAACGGCAAGAGGAAGCAAUGGCCAGAUGGCAAUGCCGCCUCCGCCAGUCGAAGUAUGGAUCCAGGACGAUCGAGGCAAUCGGCCCAGUCCUGACGUCAUGGGUGAGGAGAGCGCACGGGAUGGUGACCUUCCGUCUGGCGCAGGUGCUGUCGGGGCAUGGAUGUUUCGGUAGUUACCUGUGUCGGAUUGGGAGGGAGCCGUCCGCAGUGUGUCACCACUGUGUCGGUUGCCUUGACGACACGGCACAACACACGCUGGCGGACUGCCAGGCUUGGUCGGCACAAAGGCAGGACCUCAUGGCCGUAGUUGGGGAGGACCUCUCCCUGCCGGCCAUAGUAGAAGCCAUGGUGGGAUCCCACGACGCAUGGCAUGCCGUGCAGGGAUUUUGUGAGGAGGUCAUGCGCCUAAAAGAGGACGCGGAACGAGCUAGGGAGGCGUCCACAAUUUAUAACGGCUCUUUGGUUGAAGAUGUAUCAAAAAGGGAUAGCCCUGACUCUGUUGCGACAUUUGUUGCCAUUGUUACCACCACAACAUUGUGCCAUCAAUACCACAACUACAUUGAAGAUGUUGAAAUGCUAAAUGUGCCGGGUGCGGCGAAACCGCAAACACCUGGUGCAUUCAUUAGUCAUGGUCUGUUCAAAUGCUGCAUUCACGAUACGUGCUUUUUAUACAGUUUAGUGUUGGUUGUAUUCGCUUUGGUUGAUCUCGGCGGGGGCACUACUACGCCACAGACACAGACUGAGUCAGAGUCACCGUCACAAGAACGAGAAGGACGUAGUAGCUCACUCCCUUCGCUCACAUCAAGUUAG